CAAAUUCAAGCCGCCGCCGCAAAACCGUUCGAGUCGCGUAAAAUCGCGAAAACCAGUGAACGAAAACAUCGGAAAAGACCGCUAAGAAGGAUUCGGAUUUAUUUCAGUUAUUACGACGGUAAUUUCGGAAAAGUAAACUUAUUUUUGGUUUUGUGCAUACGGAUAACCGAACGCCGGAAUAGUGGACACGAGUGCCCGCUAGAAUACGGCCAAAGAAGUCGCUUAUUCUACACCCGUCGGUUGGUGCUUUGUUUUGCUUCGUCCCGUUACUCAGGUAGAUGACCGGCGGUGUCGGUUAAUGACAAAGAAAUCUUAUCCUUCGUCAUACAAUCGUUAGUGCUUGCGUAGAACAUUAGGGAACGAUGAAAUCCCCGCUACCGGUACCGGAGUUCCUAGAGGAGAACAACCUGUCGUUGUCCUUCAAGCAGCCACAUCGGAAAAAUCGAUCCCUCCGGCCGCCGAAACCUCCGAAGCUGUAUCCGAAGUUUGACGCCAGCUUCAAUCGGAGCCUGAACGGUUCCUCGGUGGCCCAUGCAGUAUCGUUCCGCAGCAACCGGUCGGAGCUGAGCAAGUUGUACGAGCCGAGCAAGCGGGAAUCGUACUACGAGCAGUGUUUUGAACAGAUUGCCAAAGUGGGGGAGGGCUCGUUUGGGGAAGUGUUCAAGGUCAAAAGCAAACUCGACGGGUGUUUGUACGCGGUGAAGAAAAGCAAGGAGUUUUUCCGCGGCGAGAAUUACCGGCAGGAACGGCUAGAGGAAGUGCGACGGUACGAGCAGUUUAGUGAGCAUGAAAAUUGCGUCAAGCUGUACCAGGCUUGGGAGCAGGAGGACAGGCUUUUUAUGCAGAUGGAGCUCUGCAAGGGUAGCCUGGAGGAUUAUGCUAGGGAGCAGCGAUUCAUCCCGGAGGACAAGAUUUGGUCUAUAAUGCUGGAUCUUCUACUGGGUUUGAAAAGUUUGCAUGACCGCAAUUUGAUCCAUUUGGACAUCAAGUUGGACAACAUUCUUAUAACGGACGACGGAGUUUGCAAGCUGGCUGAUUUUGGCCUGGUAUUCGACUUGAGUAGCCGAAAUUUUAACCACGCCACCGAAGGCGAUUCCCGCUACAUUGCUCCGGAGCUGAUGGAAGGUCGAUAUACCAAAGCGGUGGAUAUUUUUAGUUUGGGUAUUGCUAUUUUGGAGCUAUCCAGCAAUUUGGAACUGCCCUCCAAUGGACCUUUGUGGCAAAAUCUGCGAAGUGGAUCCCUUCCAGGGGAAUUAUUGUGUAGGCUGUCACAAGAGCUACAAGAUGUGAUCCGAUGGAUGAUGAACCCAGUGCCAGAUUGUCGUCCUUCCGUUAAUGCCCUGCUGCGAUUGCCCCGAUUGGCAGGAUUGUAUCGGGAGCGGAAGCGAUGGCGCGUGCUUCGUGGUAUGAAAGCCUACAUGCAUCGGAAAUUGUGCAAUCUGAAGUGCUUCCUGGCGAGUUUGGUUCUCUCGAUAGCUAGCUGUUUGCGGUUGAAGCAUGGAAAACCGAUCCUUCCGGAAGCGAACCGCCGGAAAAGACGUUCCAACACCUACAGGGAUAGUCUUAAUCGGACCUAUUGCAAUGGGGUCAAUGCCAGCAAUGUGCGGACAUGCCUGAUGAAGGACUUUGACGACGAACUGGAUGAUGAGGAUCUGCUGUUUACUGGCGAGCUGGAUUUGACAGGAGGCAGCACGGGGACGGAGGGUGUGCAAAUAACGCCCACCCUGAACAACGACAUUCCGAGGCAUACGCCCCCGGUGAGGAUGAUGAAUUCCACUCCGCUGAACCACAACCACGUUGGGCUGAGGCUCAGUUUCCGCAAUAAUCACGUCGACAAUCCCGCCAGGAAUGCAAGCUACGACUCGGCCGACGAAGAUCUACUGCUCCCACUGGACCACAGCAACUGCAGCAACCGGACCGAGGAUUCCCUGCACCAUUCGCGGCAUUCAUUGCUGCAUAACACGACCAGCCCCAUCAACGAUUCGUCCUUCCUAACCAAGAAGAAACUGUGCUUCAAAUCGGACGACUCGGAUUGAUGGCCGCUCGGAUUGGGUGUUCCUUGCACCCCCGUCAUUUAUUGGGACUGUUAUGCGCCAUUUCCCAAUGAAAACUGAAUUGUCUGGUCACAAUGUUCAUAGUUCUUCCAUUUCGGGCCGCGGAAACCGAAAGUGAUCUCAAUUUUUUUGUGCAUCUGGAUACUGAAAAAGAAUUUCUUAGUUUAUUAAUAAGUACGUACUUUUUGUUUUGAAUGCUUGAAAACUAGUAGUGUUUCGCGGUACACUACGUAACAACGGAUACGGGAUGAUCUAGAUUGUGGUGAUCUAAAAUUAGCUUUUAUACAUAACUCUAGCUAGGAUCGUAUACUAAACGAGUAGUAACCAACUAUAUUAACGGUAGAGAACUGUUGCUGAUUAUGUGAUAUACAGGGAAGCCUAUGAAAUAGAUAAACUUAGUGGAGAAUUCCGAUGAUUUUUAAAACCGUGUUUAGGCAUUUUCAUUGUUGUGAAUUUAUGAAAUUAGGAAUUCGGGUUUUAUAGUGUUUGAGCGAUGUUGCGUCAAUGUAAACAAGUUUUACAUUAAAUACCUAAGCUUCUUUCUUUCGCAUUAAGUGUUGAUUAUACGAGAUAUAUGAUAUCGUGCAGUAGUGGCUAAUAUUUUGUGGGAAAUAUAUUUUACAUACGAUUUAUAACAGAUAAUAACGCAAUGAAUCGGAUGCUUAUAACAAAUUAAAACUCAA
Messenger RNA from Aedes albopictus (Asian tiger mosquito), 2737 nucleotides. Its product is annotated as membrane-associated tyrosine- and threonine-specific cdc2-inhibitory kinase. Gene Ontology annotation, molecular function: ATP binding; protein tyrosine kinase activity; protein serine/threonine kinase activity. Gene Ontology annotation, biological process: protein phosphorylation; negative regulation of G2/MI transition of meiotic cell cycle; meiotic cell cycle. The record is from RefSeq and is a predicted model, not a curated record. Gene Ontology annotation, cellular component: nucleus; membrane; cytoplasm. The transcript has 4 exons. NCBI's taxonomy places the organism in Eukaryota, Metazoa, Arthropoda, Insecta, Diptera, Culicidae. Bases 363 to 2036 code for a protein of 557 amino acids.